Protobothrops mucrosquamatus (brown spotted pit viper) is the source of this 10755-nucleotide messenger RNA. It is a transcript of the gene PKHD1, whose product is annotated as PKHD1 ciliary IPT domain containing fibrocystin/polyductin. The record is from RefSeq and is a predicted model, not a curated record. NCBI's taxonomy places the organism in Eukaryota, Metazoa, Chordata, Lepidosauria, Squamata, Viperidae. Bases 1 to 10755 code for a protein of 3584 amino acids. The transcript is spliced from 61 exons.
AUGGAUUUUUUAAUGUCAUUCUUUUUCAAGACUUUGCUUCUUUUUGUUGCAGUUACCUUGGCAAAGUUGGCAAAGUUAAUCAUGGAACCUAAAAGUGGCAGCCUUGGUGGUGGAACCUGGAUCACAAUAAACUUUGAUGGUCUCUCUCAUUUGGUCAACUGGUCACAGCCCGAAGUGGCGUUAUUGAAUCCAGAGCUGCGUCCAGUGCUGUGUGAUGUUAUACCUGUCAGUUUCUUCAUGUCCACAGUAAAAUGCCAAACAAGAUCUUCUCCAAGGGAAGGACUUUACCAUCUCUUGCUGAGUUUGAAUGGACAGAGUAUCAGCAACCUAGAUGAAUUAUAUGAAGAGAACUGUACAUUCCAGUUCUCUAUUGCAGAGACACCUGUAGUGUUUCAAGUGAACCCACCAUAUGGAGUCCCAGGAAAUGUAAUACAAAUUUAUGGUCGGAUUCUGGCCCAAGAUUAUGAAACUUACAAUUUCAGCAUGGACUUUAUUGAUGGGCCUGUAAUCCUUGAGGCAGAAAAUGAUGGGUGGAUAACUAUUUGUUCUCUUGCCAGUGAGCAGACACGUGGCAUUUAUCCUAUUCAUCUAGAUAAUGGCCUGGGAACUAUAGCGUGUCGAGUGGAAGGCAACUAUAUUGGGUCACACAAUGUUAGCUUUUCAGUGUAUAACAAGGGAAAGUCAAUAGUGCACAAAGAUGCUUGGCUUAUAAGUGCUAAACAGGAACUUUUCUUGUACCAGACAUUCUCAGACAUUUCUUCAGUGUCUCCUGCUACAGGCAGCCUAGGUGGUGGAACUGAUCUCACCAUCACAGGGGACUUCUUUGAUACACCUAUGAAAGUCACAGCUGCAGGAAACAGAGGCCUUAUUUUUGAAGUUUGGGAUGGUUCAGACACUAAUCUCACUGAAGUGAUUCCAGGAUACAGCUGGCAGAUUGUUCCUAAUGCCAGUUCUCCAUACAAUUUUCUGCCUGAGAAACAGAAACUGUUCAGUGCACAACUACGAGGGUUUUUUAUGGCACCAGAGACAAAUAAUUAUACAUUUUGGAUUCAGGCGGAUGGCAAAGCUUCUUUGUACCUAAGCCUCUCAGACGAUCCAAGAAAAAAGGUAGAAGUUGUAUCAAUUUCUACUGGUACUGCUGAUUGGUCAGCAUUUUGGAAGGAAGAUUGGUUUCAUCCUAGGAAGCCCAAAUCAGAGAAAUAUGAGCUAAUUGCUGAUACGAUGUACUAUUUGGAAGCUGUGCAUAAUGGGAUAACCCCAAACAAUGGAAUGAGCGUGGGGGUUCAGUUGCACCAUACCUGGCUAAACCCAGAUGUGGUUAGUACUUAUUGCAGAGAGAGAUACAGAAUACAAGCCAAUGCUAUCCAGCUUCCAGAGAUACAGAUGCUGAUAUUGUCUGGCAGAGGAUGGUUCAGUCUUGCUUGGGACAAUGUGACCAGCAAUCCCAUGUCAACAAAUGUUACUGCUGAUCAAUUGCAGCAUGAAUUGGAGGAACUUCUUUCAGUAAAAUGUGAAAUAGAGCCAUCAUCUGCUAAUAUUUUUUUGCAAACAGGAUUUGAGCAAAAUAUUGAGAAUCUAGUCAAUGGUGGAGUCCUUGUCAGUUGGACAGAACCCUUUUGUGGAAGAUUCAGCAAUUUCAGGCCAAAAGGCCUUAUCAAAACAUCUCAAUUAAUUCCUCCUUAUGAUGUCACUACAUACACACACUUGUGCUUUGCAUACAAAGGCUACAUGAGCAAUACCCUCUACAUUGCAGUGUCUUAUUCCAAUACCUUUCUAGAUAUCGUGAAGAAACAUGUGACCUGCCAAUGGAAUCUGAAAUCCAGUCCAGAAAGCUGGAAAUUCAUAUGCAUCAACCUUUGGAGAGACUGUCUGUAUAGUUCUGAAUUCCUUAAUGAUCUUCCCAAAAAUUCUUCAGUGUUUUUGCACCAGGUUGAUGUAGAAGCUCCUGCUGCUGCAACAGAGACACUUGGCUGGUUUUUCAUUGAUGAGAUCAUUGUUUCAGAUCAAGACAUAUUUGUUUUUCAGAAGGAACUCAGGUCAACUCACCCACAUGGGAACCUCAUAGAAUCUGUCUUGGUUGCUGGCAUCCCACCUACAUUUAAUGUAUCUUUUUUUGUAGCAAAUUAUCACAAGAACCUCCCUCUUCUCUCACUCAGAGGAGGUAUGCCUCUGAAGGGAUCCGAAGGGACUGAUCAAUUGUUGAUGUCUAUGAAUGAGACAGGAAUCAAUUUGACAGUCCAAAGGAUACAAGGUGCAAGCCUACCUCUUGGAGGAACUUUUCAGAUCCAUCUGUCUAACAUAGUGAUUCCAGGUAAACUUGAGCUUUGGCAUCUUCUUCCACAAAAUAAAGGAUUAGCCAAGAUGGCAAUCACUCUGGACUUCAAACAUCUGGAUAAUUACCAGAUGACACAAAUAGAUAUAGAAACCUCUAACUUUUUCCCUGUCAUUGAAUGGUCUGUAUUUAUUCAUGUUAACUAUUGGGAGAUGGGGUAUCUGGAAAAACAAGGAAAUGAGGCAGUAGUCCAUGGGAAAGGUAUCCCAGUGUCCAUCUCUGCCAGUCACCUCCGCAGCCUUCUGCAAAAUUACAGUGAUAAUUUUACAGCUCAGUACAUAAACACCAGUGACUUUUUUGUAUCUAAGAUUUCACAAAACUCUUAUCAAAGUAUAUGGACACUGACAUGGACUUCAAUGAUCGGUGAUUUGCCCAAUUUCAUCAGGGUCUCUGAUGAAAACCUCACUGGUCUUAUCCCAGCAAUAAUAAGCUAUGUCGUAAUUGAUGGUGGCAUUUUCAUUGAUCCCAUAUUUGGAGAUAUGCUUGCUACCCCCAAUAACUUUACACAGGUUGUAGUUACAGUGAAUGACAUUCCAGCAAAUUGUUCUGGCUCAUGCACUUUUCAGUAUCUCAGGGAAAUGACCCCUUUAGUCAAUAGCAUUGACUAUUCAACAGAUGAUACUGAACACAUAAUAGUUCACAUUACAGGAUCUGGCUUCACUGCAGACCAUCAAUCAUUGCUCAUAGAAGCAAACAACCUAACUUGCAAAAUCCUAAGUUCAAACCAUACUAAUGUCUUUUGUCAGAUGAAUGUAUUACCAGUUGGAUUGUAUAAAGUGACAUUAUUGGUAAGAUCCUUUGGAUUUGCAGUCAAUGCCAGUGGAGAAAAUAGUAUCUUCCUGAAGAUUACACCUAGAUUGACUUCUGUUCAACCUUUAACAGCUUCGGAGAUAGGAGGACUUACAGUGAUUCUAUCAGGUUCAGGCUUAGAUGGGAUAAACACAGUACUCUUUAGUUCUCAAUCUUGUCCUAUCAAUUUCAAUGCCAGCAAUGCAGUGAAAAUGGAAUGCAGGCUUCCUCCCAGGAGAGGAGGAGAGGCUACUGUUCAUCUAACCGUAAUCAAUGAACAUGAAUCCACUGUCUUUGCCAAUGCUUUUACAUAUGACUCUUCUCUAAAUCCGUGCAUUGUGUCAAUGAACAGAAAUAAAAGUGGCAUAACAGGAGGUCAGCUGCUUGCGAUAGGUAUUUCUUCAUUUUCCAAUUAUACUCCAUUUGAUGUGAAGGUCAAAAUUGGGGACACUGCAGUUCAAAUUCAAACAGUAGCAGAUCAUGGAAUCAGUUUAUUGCUGCCUUCUCUUGCAGAAGGAUUGCACAGACUUUCAAUAUUCCUUCAUCAUCUUCCACUCAACACGAGUGGACUGGAGCCAUUAAUCCAGUAUGUUACAGAGAUCUUCAGAAUAGAACCAUGUUGUGGCUCCUUCCUAGGUGGAACAUUGCUCACCAUUUCUGGAAUAGGUUUUAGCUACAGCCCAGCCUUGGUCUUAGUCCUGAUUGAUUUUCAACCCUGUACUAUAAUCAGUCUAACUGAAGAUAAAAUUCUAUGUCGGACUCCACCACCCACUCAGCCAUCUAAUACCAUUCUCAAAACUCUUUUGGCAGAUAUAGAGGUGUACAUAGGCAACCGGUCAUUGGUAGACCCAUUUCAAAUGAAAAUCUUCAAGAAUUACACUUUUCUUUACAACAUGUCUUUAACUCCAAAUAUCAUGAACAUUGAAAUAGAAUUAUUGAACAAUAGUCUGCGCCUAGGCAUAAAAGGAGUCAAUGUAACAAAUUCAGUGGCUAUCCUGGCACAGGCGGAAUGUCAACUUGAGGUACAGAAGAUCAACCACUCUAUAACUUGGUCUCAAUGUUCCUUACCUCUAAGUGUUCUAGAACCAGGGCACUAUGUUAUGAGUGUUCUCCAGAAGCAAAUGGGCUUUGCCAACAUACCAGCUGAGAUGCAGCAUUUUACAGUAUACCCACAGAUAAAGACUAUCUUUCCAUCUCGUGGCUCAGUGUGUGGUGGGCAGCUUCUCACAAUAUCUGGCCAUUUUCUCAAAUCUUGGACAAAUUCUACUUGGGUAAAUCUGACAGGCAACUUGUCUUGUGAGGUCCAGAGCUCAAGUGAAGACAGUAUAAUCUGUGCACUUUUUUCAAGUGAUCCUCUUUUGGAUGAUCAGCAGUUUCCUGAUGUACACCAAGCUCUUAAUAUCACAGUGAAAGUCAAUGGAAUGUAUGGCCGUUGCCUAGGCGACUGCUCGUUCCAUCUUCUUGCAAACAACACUCUUAUUAUUGAUGCUGUCACUGUGAGGUUUGCUGGGAUCUUCAUUUACUUGUUAAUCAGAAUUCAGAAAUUAGUUUGGUCAGUGGAUGAAAUCCUUAUAGAGGUAGAUGGACAUCUCCCUUGCAAUAUAACUUCUUUGAACAAAACCAGUAUUGAAUGUCAGAUGCACAGCCUUGAUGCAAAAGAACAUAGCAUUUCAAUAUUGAGCAGAGGCUGGGGUGCAGCCUGCUUGAGACAGAAAGACUCCAAUAUUUUCAGAGUUACUCCUGAGGUGCUCCAUCUUUAUCCCCAGAAUUUCAGUGUCAAUGGCAGAGGCCUCCUCACCUUAGAAGGUGCAGCACUUCAAGGCAGGAGCAGCACUACAGUUCUCAUAGGAAAUCAGAAGUGUCUCCUCACCAAAGUCACAUAUUGGGCCCUUAAGUGCCUUGUGCCUUCAGGCAAAGGGACUGCAAUUGUGGGACUCGACAUAGACAAUAUGUCAUAUCCUGCUGGGGAAAUAAGCUACAGUGAAGAAUUCACCCCAGUUUUCCUCUCCCUUCUGCCUUCCACAGGCCAGUUUCUGACAAUAAUGGUUUCAAAAGUUAGGCAAACGGAAGACAUGUAUGUUUUUGUUGGAGGCUCUUCCUGCACCAAUGUUACUAGCAAUGGUACCAGUUUGCAAUGUGUGCUUCCUCAGCUUCCCACUGGAAAACAUAAUGUGACCGGUGGAAUUGUGCAGAGAGGUUGGGCUUCCUCAAGUUUGGUAUUCACUUCAGUCCUGACAGUUAUCACAAUGGAAAACAGCCAUGGCAAUCUUGAUGGAGGAGAACUAUAUAUACAUGGAAAUGGAUUUUCUCCAGGAAAUACCUCAGUUUCCAUUUGUGGUUCUCCUUGUGAAAUGCUGAAUGUGACCACCACAACUGAUCUGAGCUGCUUAACCGGGCCCUUGAACGCAUCUCUAGCGGUUCUCUGUACUAUGACCUAUCCUGCAGAAGAGAAUGGCGAAGACUGCAAAGCAGCUGGUGCAGCACUGAUCCAGUGUGACAUUCAAAUCAAAGCCAAUGCUGAUGUUGUUACAGCAGCCACCCCAUUCCUAUUCUUUUGUGAUGAUUUGGCUUAUUCCUCUUUAAGAUCUAACAAGACCUCUAUCAACUCAUCCCAUGUCCAUUUUUUUGGCCUCCUUCUCAGCCCUAAAGUGGAAAGAGAUGAAGUUCUCAUCUAUAAUAGCUCCUGUAACAUUACCAUGGAAACUGAGGCAGAGAUGGAGUGUGAGGGACCUAAUCAGCCAAUUACCGCCAAGAUUACUGAGAUAUGGAAAAACUGGGGCCAGAACACUCAGAACACCCUCCAAAUUCAAUUUUGUGGACGAUGGUCAAAAAACGUGACCUGGUUAAAUGGACAUCCACCACAAGAUGGCGAUAAUGUCAUAGUAGAAAGAGGACAUAUUUUACUAUUGGAUACUAACACAAGCGUUCUUAAUAUGCUUCAUGUCAAAGGUGGCAAGCUGGCAUUUAUUGGCUCUGGAUCCCUAGAACUUCAUGCUCAUUCCAUCCUUGUGUCCGAUGGAGGAGAACUUCAGAUUGGGUCUCCCAGGAAGCCAUUCUGUGACAUGGCCCGUAUCCAUCUCCAUGGAAGCACCUACUCCGAAGGGUUUUUCCCAUAUGGAGUGAAAUUUCUGGCUGUGAGAAAUGGAACCCUUUCCAUGCAUGGCUGUGUACCAAAAAUAUCAGUCACAUAUUUGAAAUCAGCAGCAUACCCCAAUGAAACAAAGUUGGAUUUAAUAGACUUUGUGGAUUGGAAACCUGGAGAUGAAGUUGUUGUAUGCAGAGGAAGUUUUGAAGGUGCUCAAAAGAAAAAGGAAAUUCUUACCAUUAAGGAAAUAAAGGGUACAGAACUCUACAUUACGUCUCCACUAAGGUAUUCUUAUGCUGUUACUGAAAAGCAGGUUCUCAAAGAGCAUCUUACUUUUAGAGCUGUUGUGGCAUUGCUGAGUAGGAAUCUAGUCAUCCAAGGAAAUGUCACAAGUGAAAAAAUUUCCCAUCUGCAACUCUGUAAAGCCACAGCUCUUUCAGGAGAUAACUCAAACUGCCUCUAUAAGAGAACUGAGAGAAAACCUGGGUCUCAGGACAUGGGGGGUAUUGUCAUUGUGGAAUCCUAUUAUGAUAAAGAAAGUCUGCUACAUUUGGCAGGUGUGCAGUUCCAUCAUGUAGGACAAGCAUUCCAAAGGCAUUUCGGUGCACUGACCCUGGUUGGAAAUGCUCAAAUGACUAAAUCUUACAUGCAACAUUGUGUUGUUUUGGAUUCUUUUGCUCAGGGAGUUAGCCUAUCAGGGAUAUCAGAUUUCAAGAUUGAAAAUAAUACUUUUUACAACAUUAUGGGCCAUGGAAUUAAAAUAGGAGCAUGGAAUGGCAAUAAUAAAAUAAGACAUAAUACAAUUAUUGGACUAGUGGGCACCGAUGGCCUUUCCAAUACUGAAGUUCUGUCCCCAGCUGGAAUAUAUAUCCAGUCUCCUGAUAAUUUGAUAGAGAGUAACAUGGUGUGUGGCACUGGACAUGGUUACUUUUUUCACCUUCCAACUUCAAGAUUAGGAGAACCAGUGAAGUCUUUCAGUAAUAAUGUAGCACAUUCCUGCUCUAGAUAUGGACUCCUAAUACAUCCAGCAUAUCACCCUCAAAAGAGAAACAAUACAGAACCUGUUAUAUUCCAAAACUUUAGUGCCUGGCAGUGCAAAGGUGGAGUCCAGAUUAUUAGUACCAGCAACCUUCAACUUUGGAACUUCCACAUCUCUUCUUGCAAAGAUUUUGGUAUCAACAUUGUGGAAAGUCUUGGAAACACUUCUGUUGUCAACAGUCUGCUAAUUGGCCACUUCCAUGAAAAGGAUAAAAGCUGUAUGUUGACAGGGCUGAAAACUCCUCAAAAGCACGAACUGUUGAUUUCACGUACAACCUUUAUGAACUUUGACAGUCACAACUGCACUGCAAUUACUACCUGUUCUGGCUGUUACCAAGGUCAAGGAGGCUUUCCUGUCAGAACAGAUCAAGUGCUCUUCCUCAAUGCCCCAAACUGGCUAUCAUUUCCAUUCCCUCACUGUGCCAUCCUCAAAGAUCUAGACGGGUCUCUGACAGGACAACCAGGAAAUCAGAUCCUUCCUUCUCUGGAUAUACUUCCAGAUUCCUGUAGGACAAUUGUCAAUGCCAGUCAAGCUGUCAAUGCCAGUUGUUGUUUUGCAAAUAUUACUUUUCAUCGUAUGUCUCUUGGCCUAAAGUUUCCAAUCUUUUCAUCUAAUUUAACAGUAACUAAUAGUCACAAUAAGGUGAUCACUGUCAAUUACGUGUCUGACACUUUAUCAAAUGCCGAUGGCUGGAUGAGUCUUCUUUUGGAUCAAGAAAUUUAUACUUUGUCAUUCAGCAGUCCUCUUCUUCAAAGAAAUUUGCAGUAUAUAGCUACAUUUGAUAAUUUUGCUGUUGGCAAUUACCUAUUACUGGAGCAUGAAGGGUUGCCAGUCCACAGUCAAGUUACGGUGCUUUGUGGAAGAAGGCAAGGGUUGCUACUCCAGGCUAUUCCUUCCCAUAGACAUCACAAGGCUUGCGACUGCUUUUUCAACAAUAAAACUAAAAAGUUAACUUAUUUAGUUACAGGGAAAGGCUUAAUCCAAGUGACAUUUAAAGUUGAAGACAUAUUCCCUUUAUCAGAACCAGUUCCUUCUUUUUCUCCUCCUAUUUUCAGAUGGUCCCUUGCUGAAUCCUGGAAUGAUGUGACAAAGGGCUGGGGUGGCUACAAUAAAAGUAUACCAUCAGCUGAGGAAGAUGUUAUCAUUUUACCAAACAGAACUAUCUUGGUGGAUAUGAAUCUUCCACCCCUACGAGGUCUUUAUAUCCAGGGCACACUGAAAUUCUCAUCAAACACCAGCCAUCUUCUGAGCGUGGCCUGUAUUGUGAUUGCUGCUGGUGGUGUCUUGAAAGUGGGCAGCCUGCAGCAUCCAUUAGAAGAAAGGAGAAAGGUACACAUUCUCCUUCGGGCAUCUGAGAGAGUAAAUUGUGAUCGAUUGAACGGUUUGAAUGUCGGUCCAGGAACCAUUGGUGUUUUUGGAAAGCUGCAGAUGCACAGUGUUUACACCAAGAAGUCAUGGACACAUCUUGGAAAUGAUGUUGCACCUGGAAAUGAAAGGAUUAUGGUGCAAGAUCAUUUGGACUGGCAUCAGGGUGACAGUAUUGUUGUCAGUUCCUCUUCAUAUGAAGCCCAUCAAGCUGAAAUAAUCACUUUGGAAAAAGUUAACAAUCGUAGCAUUAGGAUCCGUGAACGUCUUCUCCAUAGACAUAUUGGAUAUUCCCAUAGAUUAGAAGAGGGUCAAUGGAUUCUCCUGGCUGCAGAGGUUGGGCUUCUGACAAGAAACAUUCAGAUUAAAUCUGACAUGGAUUGCAUAGGAAGACUUCUGGUGAGACGAUUCUUAAACACGUCCUUCUCCCAUUUUGCAGGUGUGCUUCAACUUUCAAAUGUUGAAAUUUUGAACUUUGGAUCUUCACAGUCUCCAUCAGUUGACAUUACAAAUUCAUCCGAGUCUUUCAUAAUUUCCUCUAGCAUUCACCACAGCUGUGGAGUUGGUAUUCAAGCCAUUACAAGUAAUGGGCUCUUCCUACGUGAUAAUGUGAUAUUCAAUACAAUUGGGCAUGGUAUACAUUUAGAAGGCCAAAAUCAUACACUCAUCAGAAAUCUGGUUGUCUUAAGCAAACAACCAGGGACCUCGAGGCUCUGGGUGGCUGGCAUCAAAACAAACACAGUAGAAGGUGCUAUGCUACAUAAUAAUAGCGUGGCUGGUUCAGAACGGAUAGCCUUUCAUAUCAAGGGUCAAGAAUGUUUCUUAGCAGAAGACCUUUACAGUGGCAAUGUAGCUCAUUCAAGCCUUCAUGGGGUUCAUUUAUAUAAAGGAGAUGGCUUUCCAAACUGCACUAAAAUUACAGGCUUUUUGUCUUACAAAAACUAUGACUAUGGGAUAAUGUUUCAUCUUGUAGGAAGUGUAGUAGUUGAGAAGGUGACAUUGGUAGACAAUGUUGUGGGACUCUUGCCAGUACUUUAUGGACCAUCUGCUAAGCUGUACUGUCACCAGAAAAAGCAGCACCUGAAACUAAGAAAUUCUGUCUUUAUGGCAACCAGCACUUCCUUUGAUUGCAUCAAGGACAGAAUCCAGCCUCUUUCAGCCAAUGAGACAAUUACAGAUCGAGCUCCACGUAAUCCCUGGAGGGGCCGAAUCGGCAUGUUAUGGCCAUCUUUUACCUCGGACUGUAACUGGUGGCCUGAUGCUCCAUGGCAUAAAAUAAGAAACCAUUCAAUAGUUCUGGGAGUCACAACUCUACAAGAUAUAACCUUUGAUGGUUUUAGAAAGAGUUGCUAUACUGGGGACCAAGACACCUGCAUCAUGACAAAUCCAGGACAUGGAGGCAUCUUGCAUCUGAUCACAUCUGAGCAGACCAGAAUGCUCCAUAUCAGUGAACAAAAUAUGUUCUACUUUCAUCCACUGCAAACGAGAGUAAAUGAACCUAGCUCAUCUGGUAAUGCAAUAUGUGAGAACUCAAGGAAAGCUCUUUUCAAAGAUUUGGAUGGCAGUGCCCUAGGAUUGGAUUCACCUGUAUCAGUUUUCCAAAAAUCAGAGUUGGAUUGGGAACAAGCAUGCCAGGAUGCUGAGCAUAAACAAGAUGACAUUGAUGGAGAUACUGAGGAUAAAUACAGUGACCAGAACAAUGAGGCAAAAAAGCAAAUCUUAAAUCCAAAACAGGCAGAAAGGUUCACUAAUUUUCAGCCAGCUUCUGAUUCCUUGGACUGUGAGAUAAUUGAGAGGAGCAGUCUUCAGUCAGAUGUUCUGCUGGUGCUGUUCCUAGUCAAGCCUUCCUUUCCUUCUCCAGUUUUUCCCCUCUGGCUCAGAAGAGUCAGUCAGAAUGACAAAAAUAGGGAUCAGAAAGAGCCUUUCAAAGGGACUCUGCCUCAGUUUAACUGUGUAGCAAUCCAGAGCAUCCCAUCUUUGGAGCACAGAGGAGAACUACGAAUUACCAGAAGCAGACAAAGAAAAUACUGGCGUGAAAAUAGUUGUAGAACAAAGGUGUCAAACUGGCAGCCCGUGGGCCAGAUGCGUCAUGCACAGGACACGCCCACGCUCCACAAAGACAAAAAACGUCAUGAUACACCAUGA